AUGCCAACCGCAGGAGACACCGACCAAAACGCUCCGAGUCCCGAGGUCGCACCAGGCCCAAGGCCCCCACAGUCCGCGCUGCCGCUUGUCUUCUGCCGAUUGGCGGUCGCGGCGCUCGUCUCGAGCCCGAGAUGCUGCCGCUCAAGUCUCUCGGCGUGCGGUGUCGGGUAUGCGUUAUACGUCCGUGCAAGGAGCUGGCUGCAGCGCGUGGUCCGUCCGAUCAGCCUUUUGUCGCGGGUCGCCGAGUCGGGGUCGUUGUCGGAUGGAGGAGGUGGCGAGGACGGCAGCGACAACGGCAGCGGCAGCGGCAGCGGCGACGAUGAAAUUGAGCCAGGGCUGGCGGCACUGGCGCUGGCAGCUCGAGGGAGGGGUUCUCGACGGGUGAGGCAGGGGGUCGCCGUCUGUGCUGCAUUCUUUAUCGCGCUCCUAACGCCCACCCUUGACUGCCACUGCAACUGGCGGACAAAGGCCCAACACCCUCCCCGCGUGUUGGUGCGGGCUGGUAUGGGCAGCUAA
Molecule: messenger RNA, 516 nt
Organism: Lasiosphaeria miniovina
Lineage: Eukaryota; Fungi; Ascomycota; Sordariomycetes; Sordariales; Lasiosphaeriaceae
Exons: 1
Coding region: 1-516 (171 amino acids)
Source: RefSeq, a predicted model, not a curated record